CUGCCAGACAGUCGAAUAGCCACCCGCUCCACCGCCUGCAGACAUAAAGAAAAACAGUGGUGAAUAAUUGUCCAUUUAUUUAUCUUAUCGCUGCAUCUUGAAAAUCUCGGACCAGGACUAUUACUCAAGUCGAUAGAAGAGAAAGCACGCCAUUAGCACCUCUUUUGCAACAUACACACAUUGCAAUACAACAAUAACAACAAUGCUAAAAAUCGCAGCGGAGGGAAUUGCGCCACGCCUGGCGGCCUGUUGUCUUAUCAACAGCAGUGCCCAGAGUAGCUGUCAACGGAUAGCGCCACAGGCGGCCAAAGCCACACAGAAAUACCUCUCACAAUCGCAGAUGCACUUCAAAAAGCUGGUGAUAAAAGAUCAUUACGAGUUUGAUCAAAAGGUCAUCAACAGCGACAAUCCGGUGAUAGUGAAUUUCCAUGCGGAAUGGUGCGACCCAUGCAAAAUACUGACACCCAAAAUGUUGGAGCUGUUGGAGAACUCGAAUGAAAUCGAUUUGGCCAUUAUCGAUGUAGAGGCCAAUUUGGAUUUGGUGGAAACGUUCGAGGUGAAGGCCGUGCCAGCGGUUCUAGCCUUCCGCAACGGCGUCGUUGUGGACAAGUUCAUUGGCCUGGUGGACGCCAACAGCAUAGAGACGCUUAUCGACAAACUGAAGCGCAAGCAGCAGCAGAAGAAUCAGUAGAGCUCCAAUUGCAGCAGCAGCAGCAGCAGCGGCAUCAUCUUUUUUAAGAUAUUAUAUUGUAUUUGCGGCCUUAUGAAUUUAAUUGGUGCACGGCACGGCACGUCGCGGCAUGGCGGGGUUUACGGCAGGGCACACACACCAUACUCCAUACUCCAUACACCAUACACCACACUAUAUUAAUUAUGAUAAUGAUGCGAUUGAUUGAUGAAUUGAUAAUGAGAACAUGUCCAACGAAAACUUAGCCAUUAAGCAAUGCUCAAUAAAUCUUGUACAGUCAAAAGCAGCCAAAGCUUCUGUUAGCUAUGGCCAUGAAAA
This is a messenger RNA of Drosophila mojavensis, 1006 nucleotides long. Its product is annotated as thioredoxin, mitochondrial. Gene Ontology annotation, molecular function: oxidoreductase activity, acting on a sulfur group of donors, disulfide as acceptor. Lineage: Eukaryota; Metazoa; Arthropoda; Insecta; Diptera; Drosophilidae. Gene Ontology annotation, cellular component: cytoplasm. The record is from RefSeq and is a predicted model, not a curated record. The coding region runs from base 203 to 691 and encodes 162 amino acids. The transcript is spliced from 2 exons.